GUUACAUAGCACGUGUGCCAAGAACUAGAUAUAUACAGUUAAUUCACCUCGGUUGGGCGGAGAGAAUCUGCGCAACCAAGUCACGGGCACUUUGCACACUCUGCAAACAGCAAUAAUCACGCCAUUCUUUUCGGUGUCUUGACUUCGAGUGCUCGGCAGGCUGCGAUCGUUGAUCAUUGACACACGCAAGUUCCGAGAGGUAUAUGAAUUAAAUACUUGUACCAUUAUCAUGCUGGGGGAUCUGCUCCGUCUCUGGGUCGUCAUCACGGCCCUGGGCGCUUAUAUCAGCAUUAGGACUAUAUACCGCCUAUAUUUCCACCCGCUGUCCCAUAUUCCCGGCCCAAAGCUGGCGGCAUGCUCACAUCUCUAUGAAUUUUACUACAAUGUCAUUUUGUCAGGGAAAUAUUUAUUUGAAAUGGAGAAGAUGCACCAGCAAUACGGACCCAUAAUCCGCAUCAACCCUCGUGAGGUUCACAUUAACGACCCUACUUUCUAUGAUGAAAUCUACGCUUCAAGUAGCCGAAAGAGAGAGAAAGAUCCCAAGUUCGUGCCUACAUACGCCUUACCUGGCUCUAUGGUGGCGGCUGUGAGCCAUGAGCUUCAUCACCUUCGCCGAGGUAUCCUGAAAGAUUUCUUCUCAAGGCGUUCUGUCCUGGAGCUCUCAGAGAUGAUAAAUGAACGAGUUCAAGCACUUAUGAAACGCCUGGAAGGAUUUCGGAUUGCCCAAUCUACAGUUUCCAUUGACGAUGCAUUCUCGGCGCUUUCAUCAGAUGUUAUCACGUCUUACUGCUGCGGCAAGCACUGGGGGUUUAUAGAGGAUCCUGACUUCCGCAACGAUGUCCGCAAAGCCACUGCGGAUGCCGCGAGUUUUACUCACAUUUCCCGGUUUUUCCCCUGGCUGGUAACCCUAUCGACUUUCCUUUCACCACGAACACUGUCUAUACUGAUGCCAGGAAAAGCGGGACUGUUUGGGUUCCUUGAAUCAUUCUUAGAAUAUGCGCAGAAGGGUGCUUCGACAGGCAAAAGAAAAUCGAUGCUUGCCACCCUGGCGGAUCCGAGCAUCCCGCCACAAGAACGAUCUUUCCAUCGGCAGAGGGAUGAAGCUUUUGGAAUCAUAGGUGCCGGAACCGAAACAACAGCGACUGUGCUAACCGUGGCCUUCUAUCACCUUGCCCGGGAUAAAACGGUGAGAGACAAGCUGCAGACAGAGCUGAAACAGCUGAUGCCUACGCCAGACAGCACACCGACCUGGAUUGAGCUCGAGCGCCUACCUUAUCUAGAUGCUUUCAUCAGUGAAUCCCUGCGUAUAGGUUCCCCGAUACUGGGGCGAUACACCCGCGUUGCCCCGACAGAGACUCUAACAUACAAGAAUUACGUUAUUCCUCCAGGAACUCCAAUGAGUAGUGCCUCCUAUUUUAUACACAAGGACGCUACAAUCUUCCCUGACCCAGACGCCUUCCGCCCCGAGAGAUGGAUUGAAGCGGCCGAAAAAGGUCAAAAUCUCAAGAAGCAUCUGGUGUCUUUCACCAAAGGAAGCAGAAACUGCAUUGGAAUAAAUCUCGCUUACAUGGAAUUGUUUCUCACGGUUGCUGCUUUUGUACGCCGGUUUAAUUUAGAGCUGGUUGAUACAACGCCGGAUGAUGUUCGUGUUGUUCGAGAGUUCUUGGUGGGUUUUACGAAGAAUGGCAACGUGAAGGUCAAUGGGAAGCUAUCGCUUGUUGAUGAGUAGAGAGACGACAGCACAGAGCAAUACGCAGAACGUGCCCCUAACUCAAUGUAUGCUAGCCAUGUACCAAGCACCUGUCAGAAAGUAAAAUUCAAUCUGGUAAAAGUCAUGGCAAGCCACAAGCACAAGAUAGCGGCCGUUAUUAGGUAAACAAUCCCAAUUUCUCGGGUUGCAGUCCACACCUCUGCAGCUGUG
Messenger RNA from Trichoderma asperellum CBS 433.97, 1921 nucleotides. RefSeq lists its product as uncharacterized. The record is from RefSeq and is a predicted model, not a curated record. NCBI's taxonomy places the organism in Eukaryota, Fungi, Ascomycota, Sordariomycetes, Hypocreales, Hypocreaceae. Gene Ontology annotation, molecular function: monooxygenase activity; heme binding; iron ion binding.